Molecule: messenger RNA, 234 nt
Organism: Penicillium robsamsonii
Lineage: Eukaryota; Fungi; Ascomycota; Eurotiomycetes; Eurotiales; Aspergillaceae
Product: acyl carrier protein
Exons: 4
Coding region: 1-234 (77 amino acids)
Biological process (GO): fatty acid biosynthetic process; lipid A biosynthetic process
Cellular component (GO): cytosol
Molecular function (GO): acyl carrier activity; acyl binding
Source: RefSeq, a predicted model, not a curated record
AUGUCCGUGACGGAAAGAGCAAAGAAGAUAAUUUCAGAGCAGCUAGAUGUGAAGAAGGAAGAGAUAACAGGAACGAAAAAAUUUGUGGAUGACCUCGGAGCCGAUUCUCUGGAUACAGUGGAGCUGGUCAUGGCUCUUGAAGAGGAGUUUGAUAUCGAGAUCCCAGAUGAAGACGCUGAGAAGAUCGCUACCGUUCAAGAAGCUAUAAAUUAUAUAGAAGCCAAUCUAAAAUAA